GCCGCAUUUUGAUUUCGACUAAUUGACUGUGUUGAUCUGCCAAUGAAUGUCUAGCUAUGUAGAUCCAGGAAGCCCUCUUGAGGGCAUAAGUUAUUAUUUCUGUCUUAUCAUUUAACCUUAUGAACACGCAUUCGUCGCGUCGUGUCGUGUAUUUUGGAGGUCUGCGGCCUGGGACAGAUGAGGGCGCCGACUGAUGAGGACUGCCCGUGUCUCUGUGAGCGUUACCGGACCGCUGCUGUGCUUUUUCUGAACCUUAUUCACAUGGAUACGGCCAGACAUCAUCGUUGAACGUUCAAAAUGAAGUUCUUCGUGUCUCUUCUGAAAAACACUAACCCUAAAAUCGAGUAUUACUCGAGAUUUUCCCCGUCUCCGCUCUCCAUUAAGCAGUUUUUGGAUUUUGGCAGGGACAAUGCAUGUGAGAAAACAUCCUAUGUUUUCCUGCGCAAGGAGCUACCUGUACGGCUGGCCAACACCAUGAGAGAGGUCAACCUGCUGCCUGACAAUCUCCUCAGCCAGCCUUCCAUUAGACUGGUGCAGAAAUGGUACAUGCAGAGCUUUGUGGAGCUGCUGGAUUAUGAGAAUCGAAAGCCAGAGGACUCUCAUGUUCUGAACGAUUUCCUGGAGCUUUUGAUUGAGAUCCGCAACCGUCACAACGACGUGGUUCCCACCAUGGCUCAGGGGGUCACAGAGUACAAGGAGAGGUUUGGCUUUGACCCGUUCAUCAGCAGCAACAUCCAGUAUUUCCUUGACCGCUUUUACACCAACCGCAUCUCUUUCCGCAUGCUCAUCAACCAGCACACUCUCCUAUUUGGUAAUGACACCAACCCUGCUCAUCCAAAACACAUUGGUAGUAUAGAUCCUAACUGUAGUGUGGCUGAAGUCGUCAGUGAUGCCUAUGACACUGCCAAGAUGCUGUGUGAGAAGUACUACUUGGCUUCUCCUGAGCUCAAGAUUGAAGAGUUCAACAAAACGAUAGAGAGUAUGUGGGACUUGACGGAGCCUUUUAAAAGCAGGCCAGCAGGUGUCAGGAAUCACCUGUUGAUGGAAGGAGGCAUCCAGGUGAAGGCCCCUAAAAAGCCCAUCCAGGUGGUGUAUGUGCCCUCUCAUCUGUUCCACAUGCUGUUUGAGCUCUUCAAGAACUCAAUGAGAGCCACUGUGGAGCUUCAUGAGAACAGUAAAGAAGGAUUACCACCAAUAAAGGCAAAAGUCACUCUGGGCAAAGAGGAUCUCUCAAUAAAGAUCAGUGACAAAGGCGGAGGAGUUCCUCUGAGGAAGAUAGACCGUCUGUUUAACUACAUGUAUUCCACUGCCCCUACACCAAGCCUGGAGCCAGGAGCCGUACCACUGGCCGGUUUUGGCUACGGCUUGCCCAUUUCCAGGCUCUAUGCCCGAUACUUCCAGGGGGAUCUGAAACUCUACUCCAUGGAGGGUGUUGGCACAGAUGCUGUCAUCUAUUUGAAGGCCCUGUCCAGUGAAUCCUUUGAGCGCCUGCCUGUCUUCAACAAGUCAGCAUGGCGGCACUACAAGACCAGCCCUGAGGCAGAUGAUUGGAGCAACCCCAGCAAAGAGCCGCGUGAUGCCAGCAAGUCCAAAUACAAAGCCAACAGAUAACUUUGCGUGGCCUGCUAGCCCAGCCCUCUGCUGGGACCCAAAAUGCCCACACUCAGCCUAGAGCAUGUACGAUGAAAUGUUGCCUUUGGGUUUCAGAUCACGGUGGCUUUUACAUUCCAGUGGGUAACGUUUUGGAGAACAUCGAUAACCUUGACUUAAAUCUCUGCCCAAUGGCAACAGCCUUCAUCAGCAUGGCUUUCAUUGUUGUGGCAUUAGCACUAGCUCUCCCAGGAUGGAUCUUAAAAUGUAACUCUUCCAAAUUAUGGGUCUCUUCUGUCUAACCCCAUUUAUAAAUAACUUAGAGUGAAUAAUUACAAAUGUCGGGCCAUUACUUAAACUGAAAAUCACUGCACUGUAGUCUUCUCCCUCUGCUUCAUGCACAGUCUGUGCUGCCAAGGCAGCCAGUUCGAGUGUUGUCAUGUUAUUUAGUGGCAUCAUCAUCACAGCUGAAGAGGUGCCUCAUGCAAUUAGGUAUCCUUUACUAGCUGCUGUACUUAUGACACAAGCAAAGGCGGAAAUGAGUUAACAUAGUAUACAGCAUAGAGUAAAAACAUGUUAGAAGGAGGUUGUAGUGGGUGGAUGGGCCAUGAAACAACAGUUAUGUGCUUUCUGUCCAUGAGUGUUUUAACCCAGGCCAAGUUUUCAGCACAAAGCAGGCACACUUUGUUUUCAUUAUUAUACGGUAACAAUGACAACGAAGGUCUAUGGCUUAAUACCAACCUACUGGGUAGGAGUAUGGGCUUCCUGAAGCAUAACUAUGGUCAGAAAACAAAUGAUAAAACGCUGCUGAAUGGUGUGAUAACAUCUGUAGUGGGUGGGCUUGGCCACUGCUCCCUGUAGCUGCAUAAACCAUGCACUGCUGUGUGAGUGUCUUUCUCACCAGCAGUGAAGGAUUGCAUUCUGCUUCUCUCUGUCAAGCACAAGCAGAGUCAGGGGUUUGAGUUUCAGGGCAAAUGCGAAGAGGAGGAGGUUUAAUUUUCUUCUGCUGGGAGACCCUUUUGACUCAACGCACAAUUAGGCCAGUGUGUCAUUGGCGUUGUGAAGAUGUAUUUUCUUUGCACUCUAUUUAAGCUUGGGAACAUCUAAGAGAAGAUUGCCUAGAGACGAAAUGAAUGUUUUGGAAGAAUUAAGGGAAGCACUGCAUCAUAAAGACAUUUUAUUUUUAGAAGUUUUAACGACCAGGAAAGGUUUUAUUUUAUGUUGUUG
This is a messenger RNA of Monopterus albus (swamp eel), 2817 nucleotides long. It is a transcript of the gene pdk3a, whose product is annotated as pyruvate dehydrogenase kinase, isozyme 3a. The transcript has 12 exons. Gene Ontology annotation, cellular component: mitochondrion. Gene Ontology annotation, molecular function: pyruvate dehydrogenase (acetyl-transferring) kinase activity. The record is from RefSeq and is a predicted model, not a curated record. Gene Ontology annotation, biological process: protein phosphorylation; regulation of glucose metabolic process. The coding region runs from base 298 to 1611 and encodes 437 amino acids. NCBI's taxonomy places the organism in Eukaryota, Metazoa, Chordata, Actinopteri, Synbranchiformes, Synbranchidae.